GCUUUUGGGAAGGAAUUCGACCAUCACUUUGGAAGAGGCGGCUCAGAACUGUUGGAUAUGAAGGCUAGUGACUUCGAUGCAAUUGCGAAUUCUCUCCUCUCAGAAAUGAGAAAAAAUCAUAAAGAACCUGGAAACCUGAAAGAAUGUUCACCAUGGAUGAGUGAAUUCAAAGCUGAGUUCUUGAGAAACGAACUAGAGGUUCCUGGUCAGUACGAUGGAAAAGGGAAACCACUGCCAGAGUACCAUGCAAAAAUCUCUGGAUUUGAUGAACGGAUAAGUGUAAUGCAAUCCUUGAGGAGGCCAAAACGCAUAACAAUCCGAGGCAGCGAUGAGCAGGACUAUCCUUUUCUUGUCAAAGGUGGUGAAGACCUGCGACAAGACCAACGUAUUGAGCAGCUGUUUGAUGUAAUGAACAUUAUCCUUUCCCAAGAUGCUACAUGUAGCCAAAAAAAUAUGCAGUUAAAAACUUAUCAGGUCAUCCCCAUGACAACAAGACUGGGCCUCAUCAAGUGGCUGGAAAAUACCUGUACCUUAAAAGAAUUCCUUAAAAAUAGCAUGUCUGAAGAGGAAGAUAAGAACUAUAACAGCCAAAAUGGACCUCGUGCUACCUAUUCUGAGUGGCUGUUCAAGAUGAGUGGGGAAAGAGAAGGCAUCUCCCGAUACCGUGUUAUGUACAGAAAUGCCAGCCGUACAGAAGCAGUCAUGUCCUUCAGAAGAAGGGAGAGCAGUGUUCCAGCAGACCUGCUGCGGAGAGCCUUUGUGAGAAUGAGCACGUCUCCCGAAGCCUUCCUGGCACUGCGGUCCCAUUUUGCCAGAUCGCACGCUCUAAUGUGCAUCAGCCACUGGAUACUCGGUAUUGGAGACAGACAUCUGUCCAACUUCAUGAUUAACAAGGAGACAGGUGGCAUGGUGGGAAUAGACUUCGGAUACGCGUUUGGCACAGCCACACAGUUUUUGAGGGUGCCAGAACUGAUGCCUUUUCGCCUGACUCGCCAGUUCGUUAAUCUGAUGAUGCCAGUCAGAGAGUGGGGACUCAUUUACAGUGUGAUGGUGCAUGCCCUAAGGGCAUAUCGUUCAGAUCCAGAUCUCCUCAUCAGCACAAUGGAUGUAUUUGUAAAAGAGCCUUCUUUGGACUGGAAGCAUUUUGAACAAAGACAGCUGAAAGACGGAGGCACAUGGAUUAAGGAUAUAAACACAUCCGAAGUAAACUGGUACCCUUUGCAAAAAGUCAGCUAUGUCAGAAGAAAGCUUACGGGUGCCAAUCCAGCAGUAAUCACUUGCGAUGAACUACGCCUGGGCCACGAGAAGUCGUCUUCGUAUAAGGAUUUUGCAGCUGUGGCUCGUGGUAAUGCUAAUCAUGAUAUCAGGGCCAAAGAGCCAGAGGAUGGACUUUCAGAGGAGACCCAAGUGAGAUGCCUCAUCGAUCAAGCAACAGACCCCAAUAUUCUUGGCAGAGUCUGGGAAGGAUGGGAGCCCUGGAUGUGA
Messenger RNA from Acanthisitta chloris (rifleman), 1485 nucleotides. RefSeq names its product DNA-dependent protein kinase catalytic subunit-like. Gene Ontology annotation, cellular component: nucleus. The record is from RefSeq and is a predicted model, not a curated record. Gene Ontology annotation, molecular function: DNA-dependent protein kinase activity; protein binding. Gene Ontology annotation, biological process: telomere maintenance; intrinsic apoptotic signaling pathway in response to DNA damage; immunoglobulin V(D)J recombination. NCBI's taxonomy places the organism in Eukaryota, Metazoa, Chordata, Aves, Passeriformes, Acanthisittidae. The transcript is spliced from 10 exons. The annotation marks the transcript as partial.